Molecule: messenger RNA, 1095 nt
Organism: Spodoptera littoralis (African cotton leafworm)
Lineage: Eukaryota; Metazoa; Arthropoda; Insecta; Lepidoptera; Noctuidae
Source: the annotation of a GenBank genome assembly
AUGAUUUGUUCUGCCUGUAACAAUGCUAUUGAAGGCGAGGAAGAUUAUCUCAGUUGUACGCGCUGUGACAAAUUGUACCACCUGAUAUGCACAGGUCUGCAAGCUCCUAAGAAUGUCACCAAUAUUUGGGUCUGCCCAGAGUGUCAAUGUGCCAAUAAAAGAGGUGGUGAUAAUAGUUUCACCCCAGUGGGCCCUUCACAAGAUCCAAAUGUAACUCUUAGGAGAAAAGCAAUGACUAAUAGUCCACUAUUUGAGUAUAACGAGCGUAGCGACCUCAUCUGCGAAAUGAACGCUCUGCGCUCAGAAAUGUCUGGUCUUAAAGAAUUGCUUACCAAAGCGCUUUCAUUAGUGAGUAGUCAUGAGGAUAAGCUUCAGAAAUAUGCUCUUCAAGUUGAGCAGCUCAAUAAGAGGCUUGAAAAAUAUGAAAAUAGUAGUUUGAAUAAUAAAUAUGUCACACAAACACAACCCAAGACUUCGAUUGCAACUACGGCUGUUGGCACCAAUAUCGGAAAACGUAAUGAAAAAGUCACUAAAAUGGAUAUUGCUCAAAUUACAUCACCAAACCUCAUCACUAAUUUUGAACCUAGUCCUAUGGACUUAGCUGGCACCCAAAAGACCGCCAAGGGCAGUGAGUCCACACCAACAGCGGUACAAAAUAACGAUGAUAAUACUGAGACCGAAUGGAAGCUAGUGAAGAGGCGUAAUCCUCGGAGGCCUACGCCAUUACAUGGAUCAGCCGACCCGGCUGUUAUUAAUUUGAAGGCCGUGGAAACUCGUAAAUUCCUCCAUUUGUGGAACAUGGCAUCCGGAAUUGAAGAUGUUCGCCAGUAUGUCAAUCAGCUAUGUCCCACUGGAACCAACACGGUGGAAGAGCUUACACCACGAGGCGACUAUAAGUCAUACAAAGUUGGCAUUGCUGCUGAGUAUUGGGAUACAUGUUACUGUAAUGAUGUUUGGCCCAUGAAUGCUAAGAUCAAACCGUGGGUGCACCUCAGGAGACCGACUCGCACAAUAAGAACCGGCGGUGGUGUGUCGGGUGCAUCAAAUGUGUCGCAACAGCAGUCCUUUCGUGGAACCAUUAGCUCACAAUCGUAA